CCAGCAGCAAAAUAAACUACGUUUAAAAUACACCCAGUGUUACAUUCGCCAUUGCUUAUUGAUUAUUGACUGCCGUGCCACUCUCCCUCUUCAGACGCAUCCGCCAAUCUCGGCCCGUCUCGCCUAGACGCCUUUACACGCAACAGCCAGAUUCAGCUUCGUCUCGCAUUUUAGCCGAACACUCUGCGUGUCUCGCUCACAACCACCAUUGCUGAUGGGGCGGCCCACACAGAAUCCGUCAUCCGACUCAAAACCUCCACCGCUGCCUCUUUCCGACUCCAACCUCGCUUCUACAACUUUGCCUGCAGCUCAAGCAUUGCCCGACACCGCGGUCUCUUCGUCCUCCCCCCCUUUCCCUCUCCUCGCCGCCGAAGCCUCCUCACCACCACGCCAUGAUAUCGCCGAUAGCCCGAUAACUGCCGCCGGUCACGACCGUACUUCCAUCGAGCUCGUGCCUUUCCAGCAGCUCGCCAUGGCGUCCAAGAAGCGCUCCUCCCGCCGCCGGCAGCAGCAAUCUUCCAAUGCGUCAUCCUCCACGACCUCCCCAUACGGCUCUAUAAACACCACACCGCGCCCGUCGUCGCCGCUCCACAGAACAACGAGCAAUGCCUCUGGUGGUUCACGCCGGCAUCGAAGCCGGUCUUCACGGUCCCAAUCCCGGCCGUCCACGGCAACAAGGCUAUCCGAAGAUAUUGACGGCUCAGUGCUCGCUUCCGGCCUAGAGGGCCGCUUCAGCCUCGCUGAAGCCCCCUUGCUCGGCGACAUGAUUGACGGCGCAGGCGAAGACAAGCCCGGUCGUCGCUCCUCAACAUCGUCAGUACGAUUUGACGAGGCGGCUGUCAUAGACUCCGAGCUCGACUCAGACACCGACUCGCUUGACGAGGAAGAAGAAAACUCGCCUCAUGAUGUUGUCCGCGCUUCUGUAUCUGCUAUAGACGAUACAUCCCUCUCAAUCAAUACCCCGCGCAUGUGGUGUCUGUCCAUGCUCUUCGCCAUCCUUGGCUCCUCAACAAACCUUUUCUUUGCUCUUCGAUACCCCAGUGUCGCCAUAACGCCCGUCAUCGCCCUCCUUCUCGUCCACCCACUCGGCCACCUUUGGGACUUUGCUUUUAAGCGUGACUACGACCCAGAAGACAAAUUCGUCAACGGCCACCGCCUGCCGCGUAGCCCCGCUGUUGAACUCUGCUCGGCCUCACCACCAACACGCAGCGAUACACAUAAGACACUGAGAGCUUGGCGACAAUGGCUUGGUCAAGGUCGCUGGAACCAAAAGGAGCAUACCUGCGUCUAUGUCAGCAGCAACGUCGCCUUUGGUUUCGCCUUUGCUACCGACGUCAUUGUUGAGCAGACACAAUUUUAUAACCAGAAAGCGCCCAUAUCAUACCAGCUGCUCCUCACUAUAUCAACCCAAGUCCUAGGCUACGGCUUCGCAGGCAUGGCGCGCCGCUUCCUUGUCAACCCAUCGGGUAUGAUUUGGCCCGGUACGCUCAUGUCAGCAGCCAUGUUCUCCACGCUGCACAAGCAAGAGAAUAAACCAGCCAACGGAUGGACCAUUAGCCGCUGGAAGUUCUUCUACGUGGUCUGGACGGCCGCAUUCCUCUUCUACUUCUUCCCAGGUCUCUUGAUGCCUGCACUUAGCUACUUCAACGUCAUUACAUGGUUUGCUCCCAAGAGCGUCGUCCUCGCCAACCUCUUCGGCGUGACCUCUGGUCUGGGCCUCUUCCCCAUGACCUUUGACUGGGCGCAAAUCACAUAUGUCGGCUCGCCGCUCCUUGUGCCAUUCUGGGCAGCCGUCAACGUCAUGGGCGGCCUUUCAAUUGUCAUGUGGAUUCUCGCGCCCCUCUGCUACUACACCAACGUCCUCUACUCAUCCUAUAUGCCGAUUCUCUCCGCCGCAGUCUUCGACAACACGGGUAAAGUGUACGACGUCUCCAAGAUCCUGACGCCAGAAUUCCUCUUUGACCGCGAAGCCUAUGCAGCCUACUCACGCGUCUUCCUCCCCAUAACCUACGUCCUCUCCUACGCCGUCCAGUUUGCCGGCCUCACAGCGCUUCUCACCCACACACUCUGCUGGCACGGGCGCGAUAUUUGGCGAACAUGGAAGCGAUCCCUCACUGAAGCCAAAUCCUCAGGCCCAGCAGCCUCCUCCACUACAUCCUACGCUCCGUUAAGCGGCAACGGUAACACCGACCCAAUGACGACCUCCUCCGCCUCGCUCGGGCACCAAUCCAACGCGUCCGCCUCCAAUAUCGACAACCUCAUUUCUCGCGAGGAUAUUCAUUCGCGUUUGAUGAAGCGCUACCCCGAAGCCCCUGCAUGGUGGUACAUCCUCACCUCUCUCUCCAUGACCGCCAUUGGUAUCUUCAUUGUCGAGUACUAUCCUAUCCACCUCCCCUGGUACGGCCUGCUGCUGGCGCUCGGCAUUGGUGCCGUCUUCUUCAUCCCCAACGGCAUCAUCAUGGCUGUCACCAACCAGCACUCAUCCAUCUACCUCAUCUGCCAGCUCAUCUGUGGCGUCGUCUUCCCCGGUCGCCCCAUUGCCAACAUGCUCUUUGUCACCUACGGCUACAUAUCCUCUGCCCAGGGCAUCAAAUUUGCAUCCGAUCUCAAGCUUGGUCACUACAUGAAGAUCCCGCCGCGCAUCAUGUUCUCCGUCCAGAUCCUCGCCACCCUCAUCGCCUCCGUUACCCAAAUCAUCGUCCUUAACUGGAUGUUUGCCAAUGUGCCCAGCCUGUGCACCCCCGACGCGCUUAACGGAUUCACUUGCCCCAUUGCUCGCGUCCAUUUUAACGGCUCUAUCCUCUGGGGCGUCGUCGGCCCAGCCGAAUUCUUUGGUCCCAAUGCCAUCUACCGUGCGCUUGUAUGGGCUUUCCCCCUUGGUGCCCUAUUGCCUAUCCCACUAUGGCUCUAUGCACGCAACCGCCGCGGCUCCAUAAUCCGCAAAGUCAAUUUACCUGUUGUCUUUGGCGCCAUGGCCUGGAUCCCUCCUGCCACCGGUCUCAACUUUUCUGUCUGGGCUGUAGUCUGCUACGUCUUCAACUAUCUUAUCAAGCGCCGCGCCAGCGCCUGGUGGGCAAAGUACACUAUGACGCUAUCUGCUGCGUUGGAUUCCGGCCUCGCGUUUGGCAUCGUCGUUGUUUUCUUCGGCUUCCUGUAUCCAGGCUGGAUGAAGGGCUUUAGCUGGUGGGGGACGGAAGUGUACAAACAGGGCUGCGACUGGCAAGCUUGUUCAUACAAGACUGUGCCAGAAGGUGGAACAUUCGGGCCCGACAUGUGGUGAAGGAGAAAAAAGGAUAAAUACUGGAUGAUCCUUCUUCAUUUUGGACAUGUCAAAAUUAUUACGCAUAUCACGACUCAUAGACUCCUCAUAGCAUUGUAUCAAUUUUUAUUAUAAGCCAGGCCAACUAUAAACUGGAAUUUAAACCAAUCGUUUGUAUUCUGCACGUCUCUUUAAAGAGAAAACUUGUACAAUAGAGCUAAUUACGAUCGGAUAGUUUGAUUGGUGUAAAUCUACGCGAUUGUCUGAGCCUCAUCCGACUGAACAAUGGUGGUGUGGCGCAGAAGCAUAAGGCUCCAGCGGCGGGUGGUACCGCCCGCCCGCCGUGGAGCCUGCUAUUGUUCUCCCCAGAUUACCCGUUUCGUGUGCCUCACAGAGCCUUGUGAACAGAGAGUUUGAUACGAGUGUAUUUUUAUAUAGCA
This is a messenger RNA of [Torrubiella] hemipterigena, 3699 nucleotides long. The record is from the annotation of a GenBank genome assembly. Lineage: Eukaryota; Fungi; Ascomycota; Sordariomycetes; Hypocreales; Clavicipitaceae.